Messenger RNA from Trichophyton benhamiae CBS 112371, 1941 nucleotides. RefSeq lists its product as uncharacterized. The record is from RefSeq and is a predicted model, not a curated record. Lineage: Eukaryota; Fungi; Ascomycota; Eurotiomycetes; Onygenales; Arthrodermataceae. The transcript has 4 exons. Bases 1 to 1941 code for a protein of 646 amino acids.
AUGACUCUCACACAUAUACAUCCGGAGGAGGACGCACCUCCGCCCUACACCCCAACCGACCCUCUGACACCGGCUUCCACGAUCAAUGAUGCCGCAAGUCAGGUAUCGACAGAAAACAUUCCAUCAUAUACCCAUGCCGUAGAGGCUCCGAAUUUUGUUUCUGCAGUGCCAUAUUUCAGUGAGCGUGGCCUGCCGUCGACUGCACGUUCUGACGGAGAAAUCUUGGAACAUACCCUAGUCUUCUACAGGCGAAGCCAGGCCAAAGACUUCUCGAAGUAUCCUCGCUGUUGGCGCUCUAGAACCGAAGAGAUCACACAGCAUGAUUGGGAUACAUUUCUGAAUUACCUUUUACCACCGCAUCUUGGACCGGCGUCGAAUCAUCCUCAGCUCCCACAAAAGCUGCGUGCUGAGAUUGAACGUGAUCGAAAAGACAGGCCGCAAGAGACCGAGGAAGAGCGACAAUGGAGAAUUACAGCAGUGGUUACAGAAUGGAAUGUCAACUUUUUCCAGCCUCGCGGGGUUGUGAUAGUUUAUUGUUUUGUUCGUGAAGACGGAGGCCAACCUGAGUCUCCAUUGUGUCCUUCAUGCUAUCCAAACACCACCUCAUCCAGAUCUCGCAAUGAUAUCCGUCGGUCUUUGUUCGAAGAACCUACAGAUAAUACUUCAAGAGAAGUACAUGAGCUGCCUCAACCGCCGAAUGCGGUACCAAGUGGCCGGCAGAACCGGCAGACAACCGAUGCCGCCAGCCCCCCAGCAGCAGCAGCAGGAAACGGGGGAAGCUCGGAUAACCAAUAUCAAUAUAGAUCCAGCCCUGCGGGUGGACCAGGAGUGUGGGUUUUUAACCCCGGCGCAGCAGUGAAUAACAUUGCCUCCAUGAUCUCGGACCAAGUCCAAAGAUACAGCCAGUUCAAGCAGCCAGCCGUGAGGUGGAAAGAAACGCUCAUGCACACGCAUUCUACGUCCAGCAGCAGGCUAUGGAUGCUAGAAACAGAGCUAUACACAACUUUACCACUUACAGAGACCAAGCCCAAGCAUCAUGGGGUGGUCAUCAUGGACCCCACGGCCGGUUUGGUGGCCAUAGCCACUUUCACCACCAUCAUGGCAGAUGGGCAGGUCGAGGUUAUGGAGGACCCGGACGAGGUAGAAAUACUUGGGGUCCUGAAGGAUGUCAGCCAGGUAGCUCUGGCUGGGGAUUUUGGCAGCGGGGAGCCGAUCCGGCGGAAAGGAAGAAGAGCAAGAAGCGCUUCUGUCUCUUCUUCGUCAUCGUCCUCAUCCUCUUCGUCAAGCAGUUCCUCUGAAUCGCUGGAUUCUGCUUCGCCCGACUCCGAUCUGAAAAAAGGCGAGCUUGCCGCUCUCAAAACUGCCCUUCAGAACCUCAAGCAGCAACAGGAGCAAAGACAACUCUCUACAGCAGACUACCGGGCACGCAGGAAGGAGCUGCGACGAGACUGUAAAGCACUGAAGUCAGCUCGAAGAGACUUCCGCUCGGCAGGUCGACGAUGUCGUGAUACCACAUCUGGAGGCUGCAGUGGCUCCAGUUCCCGUGCAGCGGGCCACCCCUCUACUACUCGAGGAGAAUUCAGUUCUGACAUUGACGAGAUAAAGAGGGAUAUGCAGGAGAUCAAGGAUCACUAUGUUAAUUUGAUACGCAGCCUGCAAGGUGAGAAACGGGAGUUGAAGCAGGCCGCGAAGAAUCUCAAACAAGAAGAAAAACAGGCCAGAAAGGAGGAGAAACAGGCUAGAAAGCAGGAGAAGGCAGCAAGAAAAGAAGAGCGCAAGAGAGCAAAGGAGAAGGGCAAGGGCAAAGCCAAAGAAACAGAGCCGGAUAUCCCCCUGGAGAGACGGAUGGAGGAUAUGAACAUAUCAAGUAAUAUUCCUCCUCCAGAGUAUCCUCAAACUCCCCAGGCGGCCGGAACGGUGAUGAAAGAUGUCAAGCAGUAG